GCGACGAUCCCGAUGAUAGAAGUUCAUUUGCUCGUGGAAUCACAGCUGUAAUAAUUUUUUCCAACUAUCGCUUAUCCGCAAGCAACACUCAUUCUAAAAUCCUUUAUCACGAUGAUCAAUUUAUCAUUCCGAACUUUGUUUUGUUUGCUGAUCAUCACAUUUUUUCGAUUGGCGAGCACUGAAACGUCCAUCAGCCAAAACAUGACUGAAAGAGUCGAAGUCGAAAUGUCGCCAUCUCCAAGAGAAAAUACAGGAGGAGGCGAUCAUUUGAACGUUACAACGACUGAAGCCGCACAAUUUUUGAAACUGGUGAAACGGCUGGCACCCAGGAACCCAAGGUGCAACACGGCCUGUCAAAGCAAGGAUGACUGCCCCCUCCAUCUGGGGUGCAAUGCUUGUUGCCUCAGGCGCCGUUACUCGGGAAAGGGAACCAUGCCAAUCGGGUAUUGCAGACGACCCACCAGGUCGACUGAUAAAUACGAAAUUGAAAUAUUGCCACAGGAAGUGGAAGAAGAAGAAGGCGAUGAUUGGAAUUACACUCCAUUUGACGCCUCGUCAUUCUUGACUUUAGUGAAGCGGUCUCCAAACGCCAGAAAAUGCGGCUCCAGUUGCAUGUCAAACAGGGAUUGUCCCAUGUUUCGUCGGUGUCGAUCGUGUUGCAUUCGGCAGAGAAACAAAUCCAGGCCGCCACCAAGUGUUGGCAUUUGCACUACAAUUUUCAGAGGAUGCAUAAAACCGCCUCGUCGUUGAAGGAUUCAUUUCCACCGAUAAGAAUAAAUAU
This is a messenger RNA of Notodromas monacha, 781 nucleotides long. The record is from the annotation of a GenBank genome assembly. Lineage: Eukaryota; Metazoa; Arthropoda; Ostracoda; Podocopida; Cyprididae.